This is a messenger RNA of Haliotis rufescens (red abalone), 2103 nucleotides long. RefSeq names its product QRFP-like peptide receptor. Gene Ontology annotation, molecular function: neuropeptide Y receptor activity. Bases 496 to 1728 code for a protein of 410 amino acids. Lineage: Eukaryota; Metazoa; Mollusca; Gastropoda; Lepetellida; Haliotidae. Gene Ontology annotation, biological process: G protein-coupled receptor signaling pathway. The transcript is spliced from 4 exons. The record is from RefSeq and is a predicted model, not a curated record. Gene Ontology annotation, cellular component: membrane.
CAGGCAAUGAUUCGUUAUCCGGGGACUGUUAAGGGUAGGUGAGGGUGACAUUAAACGUCGUUAAUAAAACAGUAGGUUUAAUGUACAACAGGGUUCCAAGGAAGUAUUUGACAGUGUUGUUGCUUCACAGCAGGUAUGUCGAAUGCGAAUGGACCCACAUGUCCCGAGAACAUUUGUGAUGCAUGUGUUCAGUUGAAGAGAAGGCGUCAUGACAUAAAGAGUAGUAAGUGGAUUAAAUCACUCUGACCGACGAAAUUGAGACCCACUUCUGUCAUAGAUGUGCAGAUAAGGAAGUGGUACCUAUUCAAGGAAAGGACACUACCAGUUGUUCUUAUUCUGUGCUGUAGUGAAGCUCCAGAUCUGCCUUUUCAAGCAAUUGUGACAAUCGGAUGUCGAUAAAUUGAUCGGUAAAGUUAACCAAGGACACGAAUGGCGCAAAAUGCCUCAGGACAUGAUAAUGGUAUCUGUCUUUAAGUAACGUCAAAACCAACGACAAUGGUGUGUAUACCGCCUCGCGAAGUCAACGUGAGCGGCAUCCUUUAUCCCAACACGCCUAAGGUAUUGCCGACGUGGGAGAUUGUUGUAAAAUGUACCGUUUGUGGAUGUGUGGAACUUGUGGCUUUGUUUGGUAACAUUCUUGUUAUUUCCAUCGUUGCCCAGUCACGGAAGAUGCGGACGACAACCAACUUCUACAUCACCAACCUCGCCAUCUCCGACCUUUUUGUGGCAUGCAUCCCCUUCUGGAUACACCUUGUGAACGACGUCACUGACGGAUGGUUUCUUGGCGAAUUUCUCUGCAAGUUUAACGCUUUCGUACAAAUCACAGCCAUGUGUGCGAGCGUCUUUACCUUGAUGGCCAUUGCUGGGGAUCGCUUCUUCGCCAUCAUCUUUCCACUGAAGUCUCGCGUGACACAACGUAAGGUGAGCGUGGUAAUCGUUCUGGUUUGGCUGUCAUCAGCUGCAAUUGGCAUACCAUCACUGUUGGUGUACACGUAUAACGAACGUCACUGGAAGAACCAUCUUGAGAGGUUCUGUACCGACGUCUGGCCAGUGCAGGAAACAUCCGACGGCGUGUGUGACAACGGUUUAACCUCAAAGCGCGCCUACUGGACCCUUGUGGUUGUCGUCCUCAACUGGGUACCCAUGAUCGUCAUGACAAUAGCCUACACGGUCAUUGUCCUCAAGCUCAGAUUCAACAGGAUUGUCCCCAGUUCAGGAGAACUGUCGCUGUCAGCCAUUCAGCAAAGGUCUAAGAGAAAGGUUGUGAAGAUGUUGUUCUCGGUUCUCAUUGUCUUCAUGGUGUGCACCAUUCCAUUCCAAGUCUCCAAGCUGUUUGAGCUAUACAGAGAUGAUCAGGAGGAGAGGCUCCCAGACUGGUAUAGUCCCUUAUACUUCUCCGCUAUCAUCAUGAUGUACACCAACAGCGCUAUCAAUCCUGUUCUGUACGGCGGGCUUAAUGAGAACUUCCGGAAUGGCUUCAGAGAUCUCAUUAACGCCAUACUGAACCGGAAGUCUCACAGUCACAAGGCCUUGCUAAAUGCACUCUGGACCAGCAACAGGUCACGUGUGGUUGUUGAUGAGCUUGGCACUAAACCUGAAAUGGACCAUCUACAAGUACCGACGGUGGCAAUGUCGUACAUCAAUCCGUCUGUUGACGUUUCUGGAGAAGAGCCGUCAAGGACAGCGGAUAGGGCUACACGUCAGUGUAGCAACAGUUCGGGGACUUGAAAGGUCUUUUGAUAUAUCCUUGGCUACAUCUGAUGUGAGUAACGAGGGAACUGUCUUACUUCAGAAUGUCCACUUUGAGUUGUUCCGAUAGGGACCGACCAUUGAAUAAUCUAGGGUGACUCAAUAUUUUCUGCCUGCGUUUAAGACAUACCAUCGUCUUUUUUUCUCUGAAAGGAUGAGCAAAAUAAAAACCCACAACAGAAUAUUUUUCAGUACAUCCAGCAUGUCAAGUGAACAAUUUAGCUAAUUUGUAACAUCUGAGGAAAAGUAUACAUUUUUUCCUGUAUUUUAAAAAAUGAAAACCGCAUCCCCACUCAACAGGUCGGUCAAUCAGCAUGCUGACAUUGAUUACAAAAAUACUUAUGUUUGUGAAUG